GACAACGGAGCGAGCGGUCGGGAAAAAAUUGUGUUGCGAAAAUAUGUCCGAGCAGCAAACGGAUUCGUACGACUCGAGACCGGUAACGUCGAAGAAGUCGGAAAGACCGCCGUUUAAGCUGUGUUUCUCGCGAAAUCAGCAAAUCGGGAAAUCCGACGCUUGCAUAUCAAAAACAAACGCGGACUUCGUCACGCCGAAAUUCUACUCGAGGGAACUUGAAGACGUGCGAAAUGUGGACGUAAGCGACACGCUCGAGAGACUCGCCACGGAACAAGAUAGGAAGCCGAGGAACCUGUACCAAUUGCCGUUAUUGACUAGCCACACUUACGGUUGGUGGCACGACAAGGGGAUACAUCCGAAGGACUCGCGGUUUGACUUUCACAAGAGAACGUCCGACCUGGUGAGCUUCCAGAUGAAAAUUUACGCCGAGGAUCGAAAGUUGAAAGCGAGUACAGUAGUAAUGUUUCCAUUUAAAGAUGCUAUCCAAGCAGAACAACAACCGGCUCGGCGGGAUAAUCACGCGCGCGCGGGACGGAUCGCUUACGGAGCGAUUUGUUUUGCCAGUGAUACAGAGCUGGUGGAGUGUGCCUUGGCGAGUGGAUUUUGGUAUCUUGCGGAGAUUUGUAAGGAUACCCAGGCUGGCUCGCGGCGGUUUUCGCUAAGAAUGAGUUCCGGCAUUGUGAUCGAGCACGCACGACCACACGAAAAAUCGGAGAAGCCCCGUCCGUCGAGAUCCCAGGAGUCCUCUUUGCCCGAAAGUAAACGAUUAUGUUUGGACAAUGGCUAUAAUAACAAUUUAACCAAUACUCUCAACAGUCACUCUGAAAAUAGUACAAAAUGGCCGUAUUCUGGAGAUGCCAGUCUCAUUGAACCUGAAAUCCUAGAAGAUAUGGGAGUUAGCAUGUUAGAAGAUGGAGUAACUAAUUGCGAAAAUACAAAAAGACUACAAUCUGAAGAGUGUACGAUUUUAAUGGAGAAUUUAGCUAGUAAUAAUAGAUCAGUAAUAGAUGAUUCUGAUAUUUUUGAAUAUCAAGAAGAGGUUUAUACAAGUUCUAGUUUGGAAAUUGCAAUUUCAGACAGGGUUCAACAAGAUUCAUGUGAUACAGAUGAUUUAACUGGAUUUGGUAGUACACAGAAUGAAUCUGGCUAUUCUUCAAGAAUGGAAGCUGAUUACUUUGGGGAUUUAAAAGAGAGCUUUACCAAGGAAAAGGUUAACACUUCUGCCGAAAAAAAUGAGCAAUCUUGUUUAGAUCAAUUUUGCUUGUUUAGGAGAAAAAAAAGACCUUCCGUUUAUGGCGAGGAUAAGUUUAACAAGUUAUCAGAUGAAAUAAUUUUGAUGAUAUUGAAAUGGUUACCUAAGAAAUGUUUGGUACGCUCUAUGCUAGUAUGCAAACGUUGGUGCCAAAUAGCUCAAGAUGAAGCAUUAUGGACUAGGUUAGAUAUGGGUAGUAAAGUUUUAAAUGAAGGUACAUUAGGGCAUAUAUUGCCGCGAGGGGUUCAAAUUUUAAGACUGGCACAGGCGGAAAUUGCGGAUCCUGUCUUUUGUGAAGGCAGCCAAGUCCUUAGCGAUUCUUAUAUCAGUAAAUUACAGUUCUUAGAUUUGUCUAUGGCGGUUAUAUCACCAAUGAGUUUGGCUGUCUUAUUAUCCAAAUGUAAAUGUCUGAAAAAAUUGUCACUGGAAAAAUGUAUAGUGAAUAGGGAUUGCUGUAGAGCGAUUAGUCAAAACACUGAAUUAGAAGUUUUGAAUUUAACAAUGUGCGAGAAUAUAAACAUUGGAUGUAUUAUGGAUUUAAUGGAACUUGAAUGCUUAAUUGCCCUCAACAUAGCAUGGUGUUCUUUGGAUAACGAGUGUAUAACGUUACUUUGCAGAACGUUGCCAAAAUCCAUUACACGCUUGAACUUAGCGGGUUGUAGAAAGACAAUGACUGAUGAGAAUGUAAAGGACUUGUUAAGAAGAUGUCCGGAUAUUACAGAAUUAGACCUGAGUGAUUGCGCUAUGCUUACAAUGCAUACCGUCCAUAAUUUAUUAAACUUUUCGAAACUCGAGCACUUAUCACUGAGCCGUUGUUACAGCAUCCCGCAAUCGGCAUAUAUAAGAUUAGCUACUAUGCCGUGUUUAUUGUAUUUAGAUGUUUUCGGCCUAAUGACGGAAUCAGUGCUUAAAUCAUUACAAGCUACUUGCCGUGAACCCGAAAUUAACAAGUAUCUAUAUAGUUCGGUAGCGAGGCCAACAGUCGGUAUUCGAAGAACCAGUAUUUGGGGUCUUCGAGUUAGAGAUUAAAUUCAAUAUGUAGGCAAUUCAUCAAUUUACAAGAGAUUUCAUCGAUAGAUCGAGGGAUGGAUUUGACCAAAGGGUAACUCUGAUCUAUAUAUAUAAUGUUGCAUCUUUCUACUCAGACUGAAUAUUGUACUGAUAAAAAGUUAAAUUUAAUUUGAAGAAAUGAAAUGAUGUUUAAGGUAAUAGUAUAGUCCUUCCAAAGUUUAAUAUUGAAUUGUUGCUCAGAUAUAUAGAAUUCUUUAUAAGUAGAAUA
Trachymyrmex septentrionalis is the source of this 2531-nucleotide messenger RNA. RefSeq lists its product as uncharacterized. The record is from RefSeq and is a predicted model, not a curated record. The coding region runs from base 44 to 2281 and encodes 745 amino acids. Lineage: Eukaryota; Metazoa; Arthropoda; Insecta; Hymenoptera; Formicidae. The transcript is spliced from 10 exons. Gene Ontology annotation, molecular function: protein binding.